CAAGUUUACUGCUGUGUAUUAAUUUUCAGUGUGUAGCUGACUGCUGCGUCUGUGUGUGUACCUCGAGCUAUAGAAACAACACACAGACGUUAGUGAUCGUUCAGCCUUUAUAUAUUACCGAUGAUAUACGCAGUACCUAAGUAGCUCAUUUGAAAAAUUCACACUCCUUUUGCGAACUUUUGUCAGCUAACUCAGGCUUUCAAGAGCAACACGGAUUUUCUUCGUUGCCUUGUCAUUGAUUCUGGGUUGCAAGUGCCAAUAACUUAUAAAAGUUCUCCUAUUUCGUCAUCUCUCUUGACAAGGAAUUAAAUCUUGUUAAGUGAAACAUCAUGGAGACCAAAAAACCCAAUAGAGCAAGAUUGAAGCUUAACAUGAGAAGACCUCCAGAACCUGUGGAAACUGCGCCUCCAAGAAAACUUGAUAAAAAAGCAAUAAUUGAAGUAGGUGAUAAGAAGUUUGAAGUGCAUGCAGAUGAUUUAGAUAUAAUAUGUAACUUGGGAAGUGGAGCGUAUGGUAUUGUUGACAAAAUGAAACACAAAUUAAGCGGAACCACUAUGGCAGUAAAACGAAUCCCUGUAAGUUACAAUCAACUCGAAGAAAAACGUUUAUUGAUGGAUCUGGAUAUAACAAUGAGAAGCUCUGCCUGUCCGUAUACUGUUCAAUUUUAUGGUGCACUUUUUAGAGAGGGUGAUGUCUGGAUUUGCAUGGAAGUAAUGGACACAAGUAUGGAUAAGCUUUAUGAUAAAGUAUACAACAAUGGUCUCAACAUACCAGAAGAUGUUCUAGGAAAAAUAGCUUUUUCUGUUAUUAGCGCUUUGCAUUAUUUGCAUUCAGAAUUAAAAGUAAUUCACAGAGAUGUUAAGCCCAGUAAUAUUUUAAUCAAUCGCCAAGGACAGGUGAAGAUUUGUGAUUUUGGAAUUUCAGGAUAUCUUAUAAAUUCUAUAGCUCAAACUAUUGACGCUGGCUGCAAACCAUAUAUGGCACCGGAAAGAAUAGAUCCCACUGGAGAUCCCUCACAUUAUGACAUAAGAUCAGAUGUCUGGUCUUUAGGAAUAACACUUUUUGAACUAGCUACUGGUAGAUUUCCUUAUGACAAUUGGGUCACAGUAUUUGAUCAGUUAAAACAAGUAGUAAAAGAUGAUCCUCCAAAACUGCCAGAAUGCUGUUUUACCCCAGCUUUUGAAGAAUUUAUCAAUAAAUGUUUGACCAAGGACUACAACAUGCGACCAAACUAUGUCCAACUUUUGGAACUAGAAUUUUUAAAAAAAUACGCAACAAAAUCAGUUAAUGUUGCAGCUUUUGUACAAGAAAUUUUGUCAUUGAAAGAUCUGUAGGUUAUUUGAAAAUGAAUUUUAAAAUUAUUAGGUCCUGCUAAGGAAUAAUCAAUUAAAUAUGUAAAUUUUUAUACCAUUAUUGUAAUUCUUUUAGAGCAUUUACUGCCUGAUAAUUUGUCUCAUGCUAACUCACACAUACACAUGCAUGAAAUAAUAUUUUAACGAUUUCUACAUUAGAAAUUAAUUAUAAAAAUUUCAAUACUGUAUAAAGCAAAUAUAAAAUGUCUAAUAAUUGAUAUAUUCAUGUGCCUUGCAUGAGUUGUGCGAUGGUAACAUAGUUUAAACGAUAAAAUGAUAAUAAAAAUGCAAUAUUUUUCAAUAA
Molecule: messenger RNA, 1656 nt
Organism: Trichogramma pretiosum
Lineage: Eukaryota; Metazoa; Arthropoda; Insecta; Hymenoptera; Trichogrammatidae
Gene: lic
Product: dual specificity mitogen-activated protein kinase kinase 6
Exons: 7
Coding region: 330-1334 (334 amino acids)
Biological process (GO): stress-activated MAPK cascade; protein phosphorylation
Molecular function (GO): ATP binding; MAP kinase kinase activity
Source: RefSeq, a predicted model, not a curated record